This is a messenger RNA of Talaromyces proteolyticus, 1555 nucleotides long. RefSeq lists its product as uncharacterized. The coding region runs from base 338 to 1555 and encodes 405 amino acids. The record is from RefSeq and is a predicted model, not a curated record. Gene Ontology annotation, cellular component: nucleus. The transcript has 2 exons. Gene Ontology annotation, biological process: positive regulation of transcription by RNA polymerase II. Gene Ontology annotation, molecular function: sequence-specific DNA binding; zinc ion binding; DNA-binding transcription factor activity, RNA polymerase II-specific. NCBI's taxonomy places the organism in Eukaryota, Fungi, Ascomycota, Eurotiomycetes, Eurotiales, Trichocomaceae.
CUCAUGCUUGCAAAUCAGCGGGUCCUAUCCAGCCUCCGCGUCUGAGACAGCUUAGUUGUCAGCCGAAAUGAGAGCCAAAUUAAUUACCAGGACACCCUUGAGAGGACCCAUUUUUGGUGUAGUUGUUUACAGCCGGUAUCCGUCAAGCCUAGCUACUGUCAAAACGUCAGAAAAGUCGUCAGGAAAGUCGUCAGGAAUGGUGUCAGCAAAGGCUUGCACUAUUCCCCUUCGUAUAUUUUCCGAGAGGCAGGUCCCUCCAGAUCUUAUAAGAAGCUAGUGAUUUCCCCGCUAGGGGAUUAUCAGAUCAUGAACCCUCGCUCCUUGUUCUUCUACCAUAAUGACUGCUGUGUUCAACGCCACUUCUAACCCAAGCACCGAGGCUAAUCCAGAGCAAAAACAAAAGCUUCGCUCAGCCUGUAAUUGUUGUCACCAGGCGAAGGUGAAGUGCUCUGGAGGCUCUCCAUGCUUUCGGUGCGCAUCUAAGGAGCUGUCCUGUUGCUAUGGUUUCCAGAAUCGAGGAGGGAAACCAAAAGGAAGCAAGAAUCGAAAGACCAUUGCUAGGAUGCAGCAGAUGCGAUUAAACUGGCUGGCAGAACAGUUCGAACAGCCUCGGAAAGAUCAAUGUGAUUUGGAUUUCAAGUUCCCAGACUCCUUGGCCUUCUUGUCCAAUACAUCCCUCACUAAGGAAGAAUCUAGAAUGAUACCUCCUUCGCCUUCACCCCCCGAAAGCUCAACAAUUGACCCAAUCAACAAGCUUCCAACCAAUGAAAUCCUCAGUGACACAGCAUCUUCGCCUGGGAAUAUUGACCCUGGGAUAAUCGACAUGGGGGAUGUAAUCCAUACAGCGGGGAACAACGACUUCUCCAACCUCGCAAUACUGGAUACCCCUCUCUCAUUCACUGACGAAAAUUUCUUCUGCCAACACAGCGAUGGGACCACUCCUCUCGACCAAAAUAACCCAUUUAUCGACCCUAAUAUCCAAUACAGCUGUGCAUGUAUCCAGAACCAAGCCUCCAACGUGACCACGCUCCAUAAACUCUCCUCCCACCGAGCAGAAGUCUUUGAACGUGUCGAUUUGACUAUGAAAUCCAUCACAUCAACCCUCAACACCUGCACCCAAUUUUUCGGCUGCACAUUGUGCAAAAAGACUUACUCCUCUGUCUUCCUAACCCUUUCCGCCAUCCAUCUCAUCUUCCAACUAUUCGAGCUGCUUAUCGUGGGGCGUAAUGACAACAUGGAAGCCGUCGAUCCGCAGAAUAUUCUGUGCUAUCUUGGUGACUACGAAGUGAGCAAAGAGGAGGAACAGGCUAUUCGGAAAGUGCUACUAAAAAUGGCCCUGUCAAAAGGGAGCCACACCCUAGCAGAGUUACGAAAACUUGUUAAUGGGCAUGAGGGUUUGAUUUUAGAGGUCCCAGAUUCAGGUCUUUCUUGUGAAGGAAAUACUUUAAAUGACGCCCCUGGUGGUCUGUCAAAUUUUGAUCGAGAGUAUAUUAUUCAAUGCAUUACCCAAAAAGAGAAAGUGUUGGAGGCUUUCUUGACAUGUAUAGUUACUUAG